Lactuca virosa is the source of this 1134-nucleotide messenger RNA. Lineage: Eukaryota; Viridiplantae; Streptophyta; Magnoliopsida; Asterales; Asteraceae. The record is from the annotation of a GenBank genome assembly.
CUCUUCAAGAUUUACUACCACCAAUCCAUUGAAGAGGCCAAGAAUUUGAGAAACGAUGAACACACAAGGUGGAAUAGAGGAUAAUGCAGCGAUAAUAGGCAAGGCACAAAUUGCCCGACACCUGUUCGGAAGUUUUGACGCCAUGGCUAUACGAUGCUGUGUUGAGCUUGGUAUUGCUGACAUAAUAAGCAAUCACAAUCGCCCAACUACGUUGUCAGAAAUCGCCACUGGUAUCAACUCUCCAUCAGUAAAUGUUGAUGGGCUUGCACGACUUAUGAGAUUCUUGGUCCACAGAAAGAUAUUCGAUGAAAUACCUCAAUCUGAUGAUGGAAAAGCGGACACAAUUUACUCCCUGAACCACUGCUCUAAUUGGCUGGUAAACCAUAAAAAUAUAACAAUGACACCUUUUGUUAUGUUGUAUACGGACCCUUUCAUGCUUUCACCUCUUCGGGACCUAAGUCGGUCGAUUAAAGAAGGAGGUACAGCAUUUAAAAUGGCCCAUGGAGACGAAAUAUUUGAUUUUUCUUUGAUCAAUUCAGAAUUCAACAAAAUGUUCAACGAGGGUAUGGCAUGUCUUACUAAGUCCACCAUGGAUGUUAUCAUGUUGAAUUAUAAAAAUGGAUUUCUUGGGAUGAAAGGAAGUGUGGUGGAUGUUGGAGGUGGUACUGGUGUUGCAAUAUCUGAGAUUGUGAAGGCAUAUCCACAUCUCAAGGGGAUCAACUUUGAUUUGCCACAGGUAAUUUCCACUGCACCAACAUAUGAUGGGGUUACUCAUGUUGCUGGGGAUAUGUUUAAAGCCAUUCCUCCUGCAGAAACAAUCUUCAUCAAGUAUAUAUUGCACAAUUGGAGCAAUGAUGAUUGUGUUAAGAUACUUAAAAAUUGUCGAAAAGCGAUACAUGUGGAUACUGGAAAAGUGAUUAUUGUGGAGAUCGUUCAACAGCCUGCACAAGAUGAUCUGGUCAAUGAUGUACAUGUUUCAUUAGAUCUAGUGAUGUCUGCAUACUUUUCUAAUGGGCGAGAACGGACCGAAGGUGAAUGGAAGAAAUUACUAGGGGAAUCUGGCUUUUACCGUUACAAUAUUAUUUAUAUUCAUGAGAUUGUAUCGAUUAUUGAAGCCUUUCUGUUAUGAAUUCA